UGAAGGUGCCUUAGCUGAUACUGAGAAAGCUGGUUCGAUGGAGUCCAAUAGUAUGCCUGGUAUACCUGAUGGGAAAGAUAUUUGCAGAGGAGAAUCAUCCUUAGCUACGGAAAGGGUUGUCAGUCACCAGGAAUAUGGCCAAGGAGUGAUUACUGGUACAGGACGAACUACUACAAGGAAGAGUAGGAAAGAGAAAAGUAAAAACAAAAACGCUAGUUCUAACAAUCUAGUUGCAGUGAAAGAUUCUAAAAUGUUAGUCACAGAAACUUCCUCCUCUAUUACUUCACAAGAUGAGGCAGCAAAGUAUGUGGCAUGUGAUAAUUCAUCCAUCCAAAAUGUUUCCAAGGGUAAUGUAAAUUGUGGUGGCAUCCUGACCUUAGAUACAAGUUCUUGCCGUUCUGCUAAUGAGCCUGCUACUGAAAUUAUUGCUGCUCAAAGCAUACAAGAAGAUCAUGGGGUUGUUUCCAAGGAUCCAGAAUGUCACACGUUAUCAAAUGGUAGGAUAGAAAAUCAAACUAAACCUUCUGUAGAAGAAGCUAUAAACUGUAAGGUAGAAUGUAAUAUAAUGCCUCAUGUUAAGCCUGAUAAGGAGCUUGAUAGUGUUCUAGGCAAUGGAGGCAUCACAUUUCAGAAUUCCUUUCAUACAAGUAAAACUGAGGUAAAAUCAACUUCUCCUGAAGUCGGUACUCUUGAUGUAGAGAAGGAAUGUGUUUUGAAUCAAGAUCAGGAAAACGAAAAUUUAUAUGAUACUGCUCCAAAAAGCUCUUUAGAAUGUCUUUCUUAUGAGUGGCCUAGUGUAGCACCUGUUUAUUUUCCUCCUAUUAGUUCACAUCUCCCACCUGCCACUGAUAGAUUGCAUCUAGAAGUUGGUCACAAUUGGCAUAACCAUGUCCGUCAACCUUUUGUCCCCACAGUGCAUCAGGCUAGAAAUUCCACCAUUGAAGGUGGAUGCAACCAAAUUUUGUCGCAGCCUUUGACAAUGAGUUUAGAUUGGCCUCCAAUGGUAAGAAAUGUUUGUGGAAUUGCACCUUCAGUGACUUGUAAUUAUGAUUCCGGAUUUGUCUCUGCACGGCAGUCUGGCUUUCAGCAUAGUUUUGCUCCUAAGAGUGUGCAGUUUAAUGCAAAGACCACUGAUGAUGAGAGAAAGAAUCCUGGGGAUUUCACAGACUUGCCUGAGCUAUCAACCACCCAGGAAUCAGCAGAUGAUUGUGACAGUCACUGGAUAUCUGAGGAAGAACUUGAGUUGCAUGCAGUUUCUGGGUUAGAUUACAAUCAGUACUUUGGUGGUGGUGUCAUGUAUUGGAAUACUUCUGAUUUUCCAGGGACAGGUUUCUCUCGGCCUCCAUCACUAAGUUCUGAUGAUAGCUCGUGGGCUUGGCAUGAAGCAGACAUUAAAAGGGCUGUUGAUGACGUGGUUGCCUUCUCUUCUUCAUAUAGUACAAAUGGUUUGACUUCACCAACUGCUGCUUCAUUUUGCUCUCCUUUUGAUCCUCUAGGCCCUGGACACCAGGCAUUUGGUUAUGUUGUCCCAGGAAAUGAAGUACCUGGCAAGGUGCUUCAUCCAUCACCAACAACUACAGAUGCAGCAACUGAGGAGGAAGUCUCUGGGUCUUUGGCCAGUUUAUCUGGUGAUGUUGAUAUGAAGACUGGAGAUUCACUUUCUUGCUCCAUGUUGCGACCUAUUAUUAUUCCAAAUAUGUCAAGGGAAAGAUCAAGAUCUGAUUUUAGACGUAGUCAUGACCAUAAAAGCCCUUGUGUUCCUCCCACUAGGCGGGAGCAACCUCGGAUAAAGCGACCACCAUCACCUGUAGUGCUUUGUGUCCCUCGGGCUCCACGCCCACCUCCACCAUCGCCUGUGAGUGACUCCAGGAAAAACAGGGGCUUUCCAACUGUUAGAUCUGGUAGCUCUAGCCCAAGACAUUGGGGUGUGAGAGGUUGGUAUCACGACGGAGCUAUGCCGGAGGAAGCUUGUGUACGUAUGGAUGGUUCUGAAGUUGUUUGGCCUUCAUGGAGAAAUAAAAAUCUUUCAGCCCACCCAAUGAUUCAGCCUCUCCCUGGCACAUUGUUGCAAGAUCAUUUGAUUGCAAUUUCUCAGCUUACUCGGGAUCAAGAACAUCCGGAUGUAGCAUUUCCUUUGCUGCCACUGGAGUUACAGAACUGCCCUACUAGAAAGGCAUCACUCUCUUUGAUGCACAGCCUUCUUCACGAUGAGAUUGAUUCCUUCUGCAAGCAGGUUGCCGCUGAGAAUACAACUCGUAGGCCUUUCAUUAAUUGGGCUGUCAAGCGGGUAACUCGGUCUCUUCAAGUCCUGUGGCCAAGGUCAAGGACAAAUAUUUUUGGUUCAAAUGCAACUGGUUUGUCGCUUCCCACUAGUGAUGUGGACCUUGUGGUUUGUCUCCCUCCAGUGAGGAACUUGGAACCUAUCAAAGAAGCUGGGAUUUUGGAAGGUCGUAAUGGUAUUAAAGAAACUUGCCUUCAGCACGCAGCCAGGUAUCUUGCGAAUCAGGAGUGGGUGAAAAAUGAUUCUUUGAAGACUGUUGAAAAUACGGCUAUACCUAUUAUUAUGCUUGUGGUUGAGGUUCCACAUGAUCUGAUUACUUCUGCUGCUACUAAUGUACAAUCACCAAAAGAGGAGCCUGCUGAUACAACUGGAAAACAUGCCGACCAUGUUCACUCUGAUAUGAUUGGCUUAGAAGACUCUUCCUCGCCUAAGUGCUCGCAUUUAAAUUAUGAUAAUACAAAAGUUGUGACAUCUGUUCGUCUUGACAUUAGUUUCAAGUCCCCAUCACAUACUGGACUCCAAACUACAGAACUGGUGAAAGAGCUGACAGAGCAAUUUCCGGCUUCAGCACCCCUGGCUCUGAUACUAAAACAAUUCUUGGCAGAUCGUAGCCUGGACCAAUCCUACUCUGGUGGCUUAAGUUCCUAUUGCCUGGUUUUACUAAUUACACGUUUUCUACAACAUGAGCAUCAUCUUGGCCGGCCUAUUAACCAGAAUUAUGGAAGCCUUUUGAUGGAUUUUCUUUACUUCUUUGGGAAUGUGUUUGAUCCUCGCCAAAUGCGUAUUUCAGUGCAGGGAACUGGAGUAUAUAUAAAAAGAGAAAGAGGUUAUAGCAUUGAUCCAAUACACAUUGAUGACCCUCUUUUUCCAACAAAUAAUGUGGGGAGAAAUUGCUUCCGAAUACAUCAGUGUAUUAAGGCAUUUUCAGAAGCUUAUUCAAUUUUAGAGAGUGAGCUUGCGUGCCUGCCUUCUAAUGGUGAUUCAUGUUCAAGGCUGCCAUACAAAUUACUUCAAAAGAUCAUCCCCAGUAUCAAUUUAUCGUAGGGAUUUUGAAGAAUUCUUUCUGUUGGUAUCAGAAUCAAAUAAUAUUUCGAGAAGUUUGUUCAUCAGAAGUGAAAAAUACUUCAAGACGGCCACCCCCAAUGACUCUGGUUGAUAAUUACACAGAUUAUAAUUAUCAGGGUUUGACUUUUGGAAAUUGCAUUCAAUGCUGUGGCUGUGGUAGUGUUUGUCAUAUAAUAAGAAUCUUGAAUUGGAUUCUUCUCUAGUAUGGUUGGGCAUACCGGAUAAUGGUCCAUCUGUUUUACUACAAUUGGGCAUUUGAUAUGCAGUUUCAUCCUUUUGGUGGCUUUAGUGAUGUCUAGUUCAGUUCUGGUGUUGAUACUUAGCUGGAUAUCGUAGAAGGUAGUAAGACAACUUGAGCUAUAUGAUCAACAACUCCUACAUGUUUAAUGUGGAGCACUUAAGUACUUGGAGGGAAAGGAUUAGCAGGAGGUCGAGGGCAUGGAAAACACUGUAUAUGAGCCUUGAUCAUUGUAACUGAUGCCUCAAGUCUUUGGCUUUCAGAAGAAAUUUGUGCUGUCACUGAUCGGCAGUUUGAUAUCCAUGGAGUGGCUGAUAUAAGAAUUUGGUGACUGAGUUACAAUGGAGAUGUGGCUGGCACCUGGCAGAACACCAAGUUUCUGUGUUCUGGAGUUUGCUGAUCAGAUUUGUGGCUGCCUUCAUCUUCUGGAAGGUGAUGCAUAUGAGUAUGACUGUACUUUUCAGUGCCUGUUUGGUUUAAUGACAGAAGACAAGAUCUAGCCAAACGUGCUAAAAAAUGCAUGUUUCUUGGGCGCAUCUUAUUUCGUUGCUACCUUAAUUUGUGUUUUGAUGAAAGGUAUUGUAUUGCAGACUGUUACUAGGAUUUAACUUAUUAUCUUUCAUAUUCUCGCCUCCUCUUUGUUUGGGUCUACAGGUGAAGUGAUGUCAUGAAAGAUGAACCGCAUGAUUUUCGUGGUAGAUGAAGGAGGAUUGGACUCUGUUGAUACUGUGUUUUGUACCUGAAGUUGAGUGAGGAGGGGUAGAAUUUUUAAUGGGAAAAAAAAGUUGGGAUUGGCAUUGGCUACUGUGAGCUGACACAAAGGAUAUUCACCGAAGUGGGUAUUCCUUUCUAUUUCUAGUUUGUAGGAAACAAACCAUUUUGCUAUCUGAAAUAGAAGUAGAAAUAGUGCUUGACUGAAAUAUAUCAAAAUUGAAAUAUAUCAAAAUUUAACAGGAUAAGGACAUUUUUGUCACUUCAAUAUUUUAUUAAAUAUUUAUAUAAACCCAAUUUCUCUUCCUCAAACUAAAUCGCCACCGCGGAAUACGCAAGGCCGCCACCAUUGACCCUAGCUCCACCCGAAUUGGCGAGACUCCACUUCCGAUUUGCAAGACAAAACUA
Messenger RNA from Pistacia vera, 4703 nucleotides. RefSeq lists its product as uncharacterized. NCBI's taxonomy places the organism in Eukaryota, Viridiplantae, Streptophyta, Magnoliopsida, Sapindales, Anacardiaceae. The transcript is spliced from 17 exons. Gene Ontology annotation, molecular function: mRNA binding; poly(A) RNA polymerase activity. The coding region runs from base 38 to 3325 and encodes 1095 amino acids. Gene Ontology annotation, biological process: RNA 3'-end processing. The record is from RefSeq and is a predicted model, not a curated record. Gene Ontology annotation, cellular component: nucleolus; TRAMP complex.